This is a messenger RNA of Lotus japonicus, 456 nucleotides long. RefSeq lists its product as uncharacterized. The record is from RefSeq and is a predicted model, not a curated record. Gene Ontology annotation, molecular function: nucleic acid binding; RNA-DNA hybrid ribonuclease activity. The transcript has a single exon. The coding region runs from base 1 to 456 and encodes 151 amino acids. Lineage: Eukaryota; Viridiplantae; Streptophyta; Magnoliopsida; Fabales; Fabaceae.
AUGCGGCUAAACUCUCCAAUGGUGAUGCAUCAAGUAAAUCUUUGGAACCCACCUCCCCUAGGCGUUCUCAGGUUUAACAUUGGCGGAUCCUCCCAUGGAACACCAGGAAGAAGUAACAUUGGUGGUGUAAUAACAAACUCUAGCAAGCAAGCUUUGGGGGUCUUCUCUAAGGCAAUGUGGGACUGGUGGGCCUAUGAGGCGAAGGUCAAGGUGAUACUGCAUGCGCUCAUUUUCUGUUACCAGUUCCAACUCAAUCAUGUCUUUAUUGAGAGAGAUUCCUCCCUCGCAGUAAUAUGGGUCAAUUGUAAAUUAAAUAGACAAUGGAAAUUGAUUCAGGAUAUAAAUCUCAUUGGUUUACUUUGCAUUGAGGUGGACUGCAUUGGCGUUAACCAUGUAUAUAGAGAAUCAAAUCAUAUUGCUGACUACCUUGUGCAAAGUCUGGCUGCAAUAGGGUAA